AAUUGGGUUGUUUGUUUUUUGUGCCUUUUGUAAGAAUUCUUUAUAUGUUCUGGUUACUAGGCCCUUAUCAGAUGUAUGACUUACAAAUAUUUUAUCCCAUUCUGUAGCUUGUCUUUUUACUUUCUUGAUAGCAUCCUUUGAUGCACAAAGGAUUUAAAUUUUGAUGAAGUCCAAUUUAUCUACUUUGUCUUUGGUGUCAUAUUUAAGAAACCAUCACGCCUCCACAGUCAUUAAGCUUUUUCCUUUUGUCUUCUUCUGAGAGUUUAAUAGCUUUAGUUCUUAAACUGAUGUCUUUGAUCCAUUUUGAGCUAUUUUUUGUGUGUGGUAUGGAGUGAGGUGGAUGUCUCUGAUCCACCUUCCUUCUUUUGCAUGUGGAUAUCCGUUUGUCCAAGAACGAUUUGUUGAAGAGACUGUUCUUUCAGUGAGUGGUCUUGGCCCCCUUGUUGAAAAAUCAGUUUGCGAUGGAAGUAUGGGUUUUGUUUCUGGACUCUCAGUUCUAUUCCAUUGGUCUGUAUGUCUAUCCAUGUGCUAGUACCUCAUACUAAAUUUCAAGUAUACUUUAUACUAAGACAUUUUAAAAUAAAUACAUAGCCAGUAAAAUUGUGAGUUCUUGUGCUGCCUAAAAUCACCUCACAGACUGCUGGUGGUACGCUUGUCACACUUAGAAAACACUAUCUCUGCACAUUUUUAGGAAAUAUGUAGUUGCUAAUCAUUGUGUAGCAAACCAAGGCCCUGAUGCUCAUUGUUGCAUUUAUUGAAAAUGCUUGGCAGAAAGCCUUUAGCGGGUGGGGUAAGAAGACGUGGGGUGAGGUACAUAGGUAUCGGGCAGAAUGGUGAAAUACAGAGAUAGCUGCCUUUAUUGUAUUAAUUUUCUGAAAAUUAUUAUUUAGGGGAAUGUCCAGUCUUUCUAUCUCAUGACUAAGACAAAGGUCUUAGUUUUGAGGAGAUUAUGCCUAGGUAAGUGUUAAGCCUAUUUACUGUAGAAGGUAAAGCAUGGUCUAUGUCAGCCCUUUAUGCCUUUGUCACUCUGGGACGUCCCUGGGGUGCACGGAGCUUGGAGGGUAACAGACAUUGCAGGGAUUGCAGUAAUGCUGGCUGGCCGGUGUGGAACCCCGGUUUACCCUCUGGGGCAGGGGUAGCAGGCUUCUUCUGUAGCGCCAGAUGGUAAAUGUUUUAGACUUUGUGGGUGUUAAGGUCUCUGUUGUAACUUUGAAUUGCUGUCGCAGCCCCAAAACUGCCACAGUAAUACGUAAACCAGUGAGCGUGGCUGAGUUCCAUGAAACUCUGCUUACCAGAAAGGCUAGACCCUAGUUAGUUGACCCCAAUCUGGAAGAAAAAACAGGAAUGAAAAGGAAAGUUGCAUAUUAUAGCACUUUACUUUGGGGUAAACCUUCUAUUGAUAUAUAACAUACAGAGAAGAACAGAAAUUAUGUUCAGUUCAGUGAAUUUUCAGAGCAAGAACUUUCUCAUAUAAUCAGCACCCAGAUUAUAUGGGUUGUAUUAAUAAUUCAUAUAAUUAUUUAUAUAAUUUCUUAGGUUGAGAAAUGGGGCAUUACCAGCACCCUAGAAACCCCCAUGAUGCUCCGUGUACUUACAAUCAGUACCCUCGUGAGACUAACCCCUGUCCUGAUAUCUCACAGCCUAGAUUUUAGUUUUGCCCAUUUCACUUCAGAGUUUUACCUAAAAAAUCUCAGCUGUGCUAAAACCUGAAUGCUGACAAAUGUGGGAGGAGCAGUAGAAAAUGGGAGAAAAGAAAGUAGAAAGGAAUUUAAAAAAAAGUAGAAAUGAGGGGAAAGAAUGGUGGCGAUUAGGCAAGGUGGUACCGAUUUGAAGUAGGGGGGUGACUCUCAGACUUCCCAGACGCCUGCUUGGUGACUUCAGAGAGCACUGUGGUGUCAGAGGGUGACAGAGUGAGAGCAGGUGGUUGAUGGUUAAAGAGCUGGGUUCUUGGAGGAAUGUAGGGAAUGAUGGAAAGAGGGAAGUGAGGCUAGUGCCUGUUGAGGGCAGAGGAUGGGGAGAGCAACUCUAUUUUGGAAAGAUUUUUAUUCAAAACAAAAUAAAAACAGGUUAAAAGUUUGGGGUUUAGUUACUUUAGAAAUUGAAAAUGCCUCAUCAGGAUUUAUGGAUAGCUGAGAUCUUAAAUGCACAGUGCUUAAGAGUUUCAGUCGGGAGAUGCGAAUUUGAGUUAAAUCCCUGAAUGCUGUAAAUGCAGUAGGUUUUGCUGGAACUUGGUGUCACAUCGUAGGUAUUUUGCGUGGAAGAGAUCCACCUAGGUUCUUCCAGUUGGGGUUGUGGAUGACCUUCGCCAUGCAGAUAAGCUGGCUGGUCUGAUGUGCUGGGCCCGUUCUGGGAAGAGCAGUUUGAAAGGCAGCUCAUCUUGUCCCCGCCGUUACAUGCCAGGUCUGCCUGUGGGUAGUUACCAUGGGAGAGCGUGGUCUGGAGUGAUGGGUAGGGUAUUGAGUAGCAAGGACGAGCAUUAAAGAGGUGGCCGUGCUCCGAGACGGUUGAUGGGCUUUUGUCCCCAUGGCACCAGGAAGCGUCGUCUUGUUUAAUCUGCACAACUCCGUGAUAGGCUGUAUCAUUUUGGGGUGGUAGAGACACAACUAUUAUUAUAUACUGUUUAGAAUCUCUGUGUAAAGAGUUAAACUGAUUUUGAAACUGUUCUUCAAGUUUUUCUCAGGGAAGCAAAGGUGCUCAAUUUCUGAUCUUCGUACACCGGUUUUUGUUUAAUUUUGAUAGUGAAGUGGAGUUCUUGGUGGUGGGAAGGUGAGCAGUUGAGGAGAGCGGUGGGCCUGUGUGUGAGGCGAUGUGUGUGUGAGGGGACGUGCGUAUGGGGACAGUCUGGGUCCUGCCUGGGGUCCUGCCUCCGGAGGCUUCCUUGCACCAGUGAGAUCUCAUGACGACUCCUCCCCGGUCCUCUCAGAGGGCAGAAGCACAUAGUAGAUCCACUUUGUUUCUGAAUGAAGUUACAGUCUUUUGAAUUACAUCAGUGUUUCUCAAAACUGGAAUCGCUUUACUGGAGGAUCUGCCGGGAGGAUUUUUUGGAGUUCUUGUCGGCUUUCUGCAUCCGCUUCUGCUCUGUCUCCAGCAUGGUUUCACCCCACCUCCCAUCGUUGGAAUUUCACAGCUCUUGUUUUAAGCAGAUUCUGCUGUAGACCAGGAGGACUGUUGGCCAAACAGGGGACUGCAGGCCAUUUGCUCAGAACAGAUGGAGUUUUAACAUUGAAUGCGGAGAACACUAAUUAUGCCUGUCAAGUUCCGAGCUUCCAUAAAUGUGAAAUCUGUCUGCUAUCUUUUCCAAAAGAGUCCCAGUUUCAACGCCACAUGAGGGAUCACGAGCGAAAUGACAAGCCACAUCGAUGUGACCAGUGCCCCCAAACCUUUAAUGUUGAGUUCAACUUGACACUUCACAAAUGUACCCACAAUGGGGAGGAUCCUACCUGUCCCGUGUGUAACAAGAAAUUCUCCAGAGUGGCUAGUCUCAAAGCACAUGUUAUGCUGCAUGAAAAGGAAGAGAACCUCAUCUGCUCUGAGUGUGGGGAUGAGUUCACCCUGCAGAGCCAGCUGGCCAUCCACAUGGAGGAGCACCGCCAGGAGCUGGCUGCGAGCCGGACUCACGCCUGCAAGGCCUGCAGGAAGGAGUUCGAGACGUCAUCACAGCUGAGGGAGCACAUGAAGACGCAUUAUAAAAUUAGGGUGUCAAGUACAAGGUCUUAUAAUCGGAACAUUGACAGGAGUGGAUUCACGUAUUCAUGCCCACACUGUGGAAAGACGUUCCAAAAGCCAAGUCAGUUAACUCGGCAUAUUAGGAUACACACAGGUGAAAGACCAUUUAAAUGUAGCGAAUGUGGAAAAGCUUUUAACCAGAAGGGGGCGCUGCAAACUCACAUGAUUAAGCAUACAGGUGAAAAACCCCACGCCUGUGCCUUUUGUCCUGCCGCUUUUUCUCAGAAAGGGAAUCUCCAGUCACACGUGCAGAGAGUUCACUCAGAGGUCAAGAACGGCCCUACCUAUAAUUGUACAGAAUGUAGUUGUGUAUUUAAAAGUUUAGGUAGCCUGAACACUCAUAUCAGCAAGAUGCAUAUGGGUGGGCCACAGAAUUCAACAAGUGCUGCAGAGACUGCUCACGUUUUAACGGCCACGCUGUUUCAGACCUUACCUCUUCAGCAGGCGGAAGCCCAGGUCACGUCUGCUCCGAGUCAGCAGAGUUCCCAGGCGGUGGCCGAUGUCAUCCAGCAGCUGCUGGAGCUGUCGGAGCCGGGGCCUGCGGGGUGCAGCCAGCCGCCUCAGGCCGGCCAGCAGCUGAGCAUCACGGUGGGGGUCAGCCAGGACAUCCUACAGCAAGCCUUAGAAAACAGUGGGCUGUCUUCAAUUCCAGUUGCAGCGCAUCCCAGCGACCCCAGCCACGCCAAGGCCGCGGCCGCUCAGGGCCAGACUCCAGACGCUCCCAGCGUUUCAAGGGAGCCAGCUGACCCUACGGCCGCAGAGCGGGAAGAAGAACAGGAGAGCCCAGAGAAGUUGGAUAAAAAAGAAAAAAAGAUUAUAAAGAAGAAAUCUCCGUUUCUACCUGGGUCGAUCCGCGAGGAGAACGGUGUGCGAUGGCACGUGUGUCCCUACUGCACCAAGGAGUUCCGCAAGCCCAGCGACCUGGUGCGCCACAUCCGCAUCCACACCCAUGAGAAGCCCUUCAAGUGCCCGCAGUGCUUCCGGGCUUUCGCCGUGAAGAGCACGCUGACAGCCCACGUCAAAACGCACUCGGGCGUCAAGGCGUUCAAGUGCCAGUGCUGCAUGAAGAGCUUCUCCACCUCGGGGAGCCUCAAGGUGCACGUUCGCCUGCACACAGGAGUCAGACCUUUUGCUUGUCCUCACUGUGACAAGAAAUUUCGAACCUCAGGCCACAGGAAGACUCACAUUGCUUCUCACUUUAAACACACGGAGUUAAGAAAGAUGAGGCACCAGCGUAAACCUGCAAAAGUUCGUGUUGGCAAGGCGAACGUUCCGGUCCCCGAUAUUCCUUUGCAGGAGCCGAUCCUCAUAACAGACGUAGGUCUUAUCCAGCCCAUUCCAAGAAACCAGCUUUUUCAAAGUUAUUUUAAUAAUAAUUUUGUAAAUGAAGCAGAUAGACCGUACAAGUGUUUUUACUGUCAUCGUGCCUAUAAAAAAUCUUGCCAUCUUAAACAACACAUCAGAUCACAUACAGGUGAAAAGCCUUUUAAAUGUUCUCAGUGUGGAAGAGGCUUUGUUUCUGCAGGAGUGCUCAAAGCACACGUCCGAACGCACACUGGACUUAAAUCUUUCAAGUGUCUGAUAUGUAAUGGAGCUUUCACUACUGGUGGUAGCUUACGGCGACAUAUGGGCAUCCAUAACGACCUUCGUCCCUAUAUGUGUCCCUAUUGCCAGAAAACAUUUAAGACCUCACUAAAUUGCAAAAAGCACAUGAAAACCCAUAGAUUUGAGCUUGCCCAGCAGCUCCGGCAGCACCAGCAGGCCUGCCCGAUAGAUGACGGCGCCGUGGACCAGCAGGGCAUGCACGUGCCCACCCAGGUGCAGGUGGAGAUUGAGAACGCCGCACUGCAGCCGACCGCUGAGGCCGUGGCCGACAACCCUGGGGCCGUGCUGGACCUGGGGCCGCCCGCCGGCGUGGAGGCGGGGCUCGGCCAGCAGAUGGCGGGGCAGCCUUUGGAAGCAGAUGAAGACAGGCUUGUGGUCCCGCAGCACACUCUGGAAGGGCACGUGGGCCAGUACGAGGAGCAGGCUCCCCCGCCGCAGCCCUUCGAGCCAGCGGGUCUGUCACAGGGUUUUACAGUGACUGAUACGUACAAUCAACAGACUCAGUUUCCACCGGUCCAACAGUUACAAGAUUCCAGCACACUGGAGUCUCAAGCCCUGUCCACGAGCUUCCAUCAGCAGAACUUACUUCCGGUUCCUAGCUCUGAUACGAUUAAUGUAACAAGUCGUUUGGUUCAGGAGUCACCCCAGCAGGAGCUGGGGCUGCAGGCGCCACGUCCCCCGUUCCUGGACGACAGCGAGGAGCAGAGCCGGCGCUCCUACAGGUACGCGCGCUCCUCCGGGUACGCGCGCUCCUCCGGAUGUGACUAUUGCAACAAAGGCUUUAAGAAAUCCAGCCACUUGAAGCAGCACGUGCGGUCACACACCGGGGAGAAGCCCUACAAGUGCAAGCUCUGUGGACGUGGCUUCGUUUCCUCUGGGGUCCUCAAGUCCCACGAGAAGACACACACAGGAGAAAAGGCGUUCAGCUGCAGCGUCUGCAACGCUUCCUUCACAACCAACGGCAGCCUCACCAGGCACACGGCCACGCACAUGAGCAUGAAGCCCUACAAGUGUCCGUUUUGUGAGCAGGGCUUCCGAACCACAGUCCAUUGUAAAAAGCACAUGAAGAGGCACCAGACAGUCCCCUCGGCUGGGUCAGCACCGGGAGAGGCAGAAGGAGGAGAGAUGGGUCUGGAGGAAGAGGAAGACAGUUCUGAAAGAAACGUGUGUAGAAAGGCUCGUCCCGAGGUCAUCACCUUCACAGAGGAGGAGACGGCGCAGCUGGCCAAGAUUGGGCCGCAGGAGAGCGCCACCGUCUCAGAGCAGGUGCUGGUGCAGUCGGCCGCCGAGAAGGACCGCGUCAGCGAGAUGAAGGACAGGCAGGCGGAGCUGGAGGCCGAGCCCAAGCACGCCAACUGCUGCUCCUACUGCCCCAAGAGCUUCAAGAAGCCCAGCGACCUGGUCAGGCAUGUUCGAAUCCACACUGGAGAAAAGCCAUAUAAAUGCGAUGAAUGUGGGAAGAGUUUCACUGUUAAAUCUACCCUGGACUGCCACGUGAAGACUCACACAGGUCAGAAGCUCUUCAGCUGCCACGUCUGCAGCAACGCCUUCUCCACUAAGGGGAGCCUGAAGGUCCACAUGCGUCUGCACACAGGAGCAAAGCCGUUCAAGUGUCCCCACUGUGAGCUGCGUUUCCGCACGUCCGGGCGGAGGAAGACUCACAUGCAGUUUCACUACAAACCGGACCCUAAGAAAGCCAGGAAGCCUGGGCCCCGGGGGCCGCCGGAAGGGCCGCAGCCCGUGAGCGCGCCCCCUCCGCCCUCCUCCGACCCCAGCGUGUUCAUCAUGAACAGCCCCGUGCUGGCGGGGCAGCUGGACCAGAGUCUGCUGCAGCAGGGCCUGCUGGGCCAGGCCGUCCUUCCCGCCUCCGUGUCCGCUGGCGGCGACUGGACAGUGUCUCUGACAGACGGAAGCCUGGCCACCCUCGAGGGCAUACAGUUACAGUUGGCGGCUAACCUGGUUGCACCCAGUGUUCAAAUCUCUGGGAUCGACGCUUCCAGCAUUAAUAAUAUCACGCUACAGAUUGACCCAAGCGUCCUGCAGCAGACGCUACAGCAGGGUAACCUGCUUGCUCCACAGCCAACCGUGGAGCCCGGCCUGACCCCGCAGCACAGCUCCCUUCAGACACCAGACAGUACAGUCCCGGCCAGCGUGGUCCUCCAGCCCAUCUCAGGCCUGUCCUUGCAGCCCACGGUGACGUCUGCCAACCUGACCAUAGGCCCGCUCUCGGAGCAGGAUUCCGUGCUGACCACCAGCAGCAGUGGCACGCAAGACCUCUCUCAGGUGAUGACAUCACAAGGCCUGGUGUCCACCUCCAGUGGCCCCCAUGAGAUCACCCUGACCAUUAACAACUCGAGCCUGAGCCAGGUGCUGGCGCAGGCUGCCGGGCCCACCGCUGCGUCGUCCUCGGGGUCGCCGCAGGAAAUCACCCUGACCAUCUCCGGUCAAGAUCUUAUUCAGCACAGUUCUAAUGGAAGUAGUGAACUGAACGGAAGCAUAAGAUUGUCAGCACCUGCAAUCAAUAAUCAAUCUACGGGUGCCACCUUGACCAUAAGCAAUGAUCAGCUUCUCUCACAGAGUGCAACAUUAAACGCUUCAGAACUUAAUGCCACAGCUGGAAGCCUGCCUUUGACAACACCCAUGUCCCCAUCUGCCACAUCUGCCCAGAACCUGGUCAUGUCCUCAUCGGGAGUGGGGGCAGAGGCCAGCGUCACGCUGACCCUGGCUGACACUCAGGGUUUGCUCUCCGGGGGGCUGGACACGGUCACGCUCAACAUCGCUUCUCAGGGUCAGCAGUUCCCAGCCUUGCUCACGGACCCCACUCUCUCGGGCCCUGGGGGUGCGGGCUCGCCCCAGGUCAUCCUGGUGAGCCCCACUCCACAGCCGUCGGCAGCCUGUGAAGAAAUCGCCUAUCAGGUGACGGACGUGUCUCCUAACCUGGCCCAGGGUGGGCAGCCCGAGAAGGAGGGCCGGCUGCACCAGUGCCUGGAGUGUGGCCGCACCUUCGCCUCGGCCGCCCUGCUGCUGCACCACAGCAAGGAGAUGCACGGCCGGGAGCGCAUCCACGUCUGCCCCGUGUGCAGGAAGGCCUUCAAGCGCGCCACGCACCUCAAGGAGCACAUGCAGACGCAUCAAGCCGGUCCUUCCUUGAGCUCUCAGAAGCCGAGGGUGUUCCAGUGUGACACUUGUGAGAAGGCCUUUGCCAAACCAAGCCAGCUGGAGCGACACAGCCGCAUCCACACAGGGGAGCGGCCAUUCCACUGCACCCUCUGCGAGAAGGCCUUCAACCAGAAGAGUGCGCUGCAGGUGCACAUGAAGAAGCACACGGGGGAGCGGCCCUACCGGUGCAACUACUGCGUCAUGGGCUUCACGCAGAAGAGCAACAUGAAGCUGCACAUGAAGCGGGCCCACAGCUACGCGGGAACCUUGCAGGAACCCGCCGUCCCCCAGGAGCACGGAGGGGAGGUGCUGAGCCGUGCGCUCCACCUGGAGGAGGUGGAGCCGGAACCCGCGAGCGAAUGGCAGACCCUGGCCAACGUGUUCUGACACAGCCCGGCCCCGAGAACGUUUCCAGAGUGAAGUGUGGAGAAGAACAAAGCACUUGGGAUUUCUGUUUUGAAGCCUCAAGUGUUAAAAAUGUUACCACAAUAGCUAUAAAAUUAUCUAAAGAAUCAUUGGCUUUCAGAGACUUCAGGAAGAAAGCUGGGAAAGGUGGAAGCACGUUGCUGUUGUUCUGCAAAUCACUGAACUCAGGUACUACGUCAGCAGUCUCGCCUACUCCGUGGCCAGUGCGUCUAGUUAAAAAGAAAUUAACUGGAUCGGACUCUCAUUGUAGUGUGAUUUCUUUGUAUUAGCAAAGACAGAAGUUAACGUGGAAAAACCCAGAUAGGUUUUCCUUCAUGCUUUCUGUUAUAAGAAGCAUAGCUCAUGAAACAAACAUAAGAUAGGUGCAUGAAGUUCGGAAAAAACGUUACAACACGCAGGGAGGUUUUUUCCAUCUUUUUCUCUGUGAAUUUUGAAAUUAGUAGAAAUUGACUCUAAUUUUUAGUCUACCAUAAGUUAAUAUAACUAAUACCUUGAGAGAUGGCCGGACCAGUUCUCUCUCCAUUACAAAUAUCUAAUCGUUAGUGACAAGAAUGCAGUGUCUGGGGCGUACACCCGGGGAGUAGAGCAAGCCUGACACACACGUGAGGAUCCAGCUGUCCACGCGGGAUGAUGCCACUCGCGCUGCCCGAGUCGAUACUCGGGUACAUGGGUCGGGCUACCGCAGAAAGCACAAGCCAUGCACUGCAGGUCCGAAAUCACAGAAUGGUCUCCUGGGAACAAAGGGACUGCAGCCCUGUCCGCCUCAGUGAUUAAGAAGUGUAUUUGUACUUUGAGGGUAAGAACCUGUAUGAGCCCCGUGGUUUUCUCUUCGUGCAUAAGCAGGUGUAUUUUUUAUUUCAGGGAAUUCUUUAGUAUCAUCAAUGGUGCCACGUUGAACAUGUCCCAAACCAAAUCCUACCCCGCGCUGCCCGCGCUGGGGCAGAGUGUGUGUCGUUCCCACAGCAUUCCAAAGAUGGAAACUUCUUUACUUCAUGUGAAUCUCUCCUUUGAAAUUAUUUAUAUGUUCUAUAUAUAAAUACAUAUGUACAUAUACAGAUAUAUGGGCCUCUGUGUGGCCGAACAGUAUAUUUUGUAAAUAAGCACUAGUCCCAGUUACAGAGAGAGCGACAGAGUUUUUACCUCCCAGCGAGCACUUCAGAUCAGUAUUGUAUUCAUUUUAUUAAUAAAUGGAUAUCCUUGUCAUUGUGACAUAAAGCUGGGGUUGGUUUUUUGUUUUUGUUUUUCCUGAAAAAUAAUCGCCUUUAUUUUCUCUCUCAUUGCCUCGCUGGUUUCAGAAGAGAGCAGUUUUAUGAUAUAAAUAUUGUAUGGACUUUGUAUAUUAAGAGAGGAGCUCAUUUCAGAUUCCUGAAGAAAGAGACAUUUUACUGUUAUUUUUUGAAGGGGCGUCUUUUGAUUUUUUGUUGUUCACGCUUCUGGCAUAUGUAUAUAAGUAACAUCGAUAGUGAUAUAAAACCUUUUGUUAUGUGAAAAUAUUUAAGUCAGAAAACUGUUAAAUAAUAUUACUUUUUUUUUUCAAACUGCUUUAUGUAUUGUAUAUUUUUUUAAGGGAGAAAAAAAAAAAAGCCUUAUUUGACUUAUUCUUGUGAUGCUGGACUUGUAUACCCUGAGGUUUUUCUUGGAUGUCAGUGUGUAUACCUGGCUGCAGUCUGUUAUUCAGAAUAAUUGUCAUUGCGCCAGAGUUAAAGGUUCUGCUUUUAUUGCACUUUUCUUUUAUAAUUUUGUAUUAAACUAUUUUAGAAAUGUU
Molecule: messenger RNA, 10681 nt
Organism: Orcinus orca (killer whale)
Lineage: Eukaryota; Metazoa; Chordata; Mammalia; Artiodactyla; Delphinidae
Gene: ZNF236
Product: zinc finger protein 236
Exons: 33
Coding region: 3325-8877 (1850 amino acids)
Biological process (GO): regulation of transcription by RNA polymerase II
Cellular component (GO): nucleus
Molecular function (GO): DNA-binding transcription factor activity, RNA polymerase II-specific; RNA polymerase II cis-regulatory region sequence-specific DNA binding
Source: RefSeq, a predicted model, not a curated record